AUGGUCCACGGGAUCCUCCGUGAUCAUCUUUACAAAUCAAAGAAACCAUGUCUUCCGUGGAAGCAACGCCUUCAGAUUUGUAUUGGUGCAGCAAAGGGAUUGCAUUAUCUCCAUACAAGUGCGAAUCGCACGAUCAUUCACCGCGAUGUGAAGUCCACCAAUAUUUUAUUGGACGAGAAAUGGGUGGCUAAGAUUUCUGAUUUUGGAUUAUCCAAACUGGGUCCCAUAGAUGCAGACCAUAACCACGUCAGCACAACGGUGAAGGGUAGUUUCGGAUAUUUGGAUCCAGAAUAUUUUAAACGACAACAAUUGACAGAGAAAUCGGACGUGUACUCAUUUGGGGUGGUUUUAUUUGAGGUUUUAUGUGCUAGGCCGGCUAUAAUUCUAGAUUUACCCGAGGAUCAAGUGAAUUUGGCUGAGUGGGCUCGCCAUUGUUAUAAAAAUGGGACCCUUGAUCAAAUUGUUGACCCUAAUAUAAGGGAGGAGAUUGCGCCAGAGUGCUUGAAGAAGUUUGGCGAAUUAGGUGAUAGUUGCUUGCGUGAAAAUGGGUUCAAACGACCAGGAAUAAAUAAUGUUUUGUGGGGCCUUGAGUUUUCUUUGCAACUUCAAGAGGAGGCUGAGAUGAAGGGUCAAGGUGAUGGUGGUGGUGGAGGUGGAGGUGGAGGUGGAUUACUACCGGUAGCGUUGGCCAGUCCCUUGACUCCUCCUCUGCAUGGAGAAUCAACGACCAACAAUGAUGAAAAUGUGUUAAGAUCAAUGACUAACAGUGACAAAUUAAAAAAUAUGACUCUGUUCUCAGAGAUCAUGAAUCCUAUGGGUCGAUGA
Ilex paraguariensis (yerba mate) is the source of this 825-nucleotide messenger RNA. NCBI's taxonomy places the organism in Eukaryota, Viridiplantae, Streptophyta, Magnoliopsida, Aquifoliales, Aquifoliaceae. The record is from the annotation of a GenBank genome assembly.